Paramecium primaurelia is the source of this 543-nucleotide messenger RNA. NCBI's taxonomy places the organism in Eukaryota, Ciliophora, Oligohymenophorea, Peniculida, Parameciidae. The record is from the annotation of a GenBank genome assembly.
AUGAAGAAAGGAUUAACUCUUAUAAUACUUUUAUACUUAAUUUAAAUCACUUAGUAGGAUUGCAUAAGUUCAUUAAAAUAACAGUAAUUAAUAUUGAAGGGAAAUUACAAGAAGGUGCUACACUAGUAGUCAGGAUCAGUGAUAUAAGGUGCAAUUUUCAAUUAGGGGAAUAAGGGUUCUUGUUUAAAAGAUGAUGUGUAUACUAUAAGAGAUGAUGGAGUAAGUUACACCUAUUGUCUUUACUAUACCUAAUCAAUUAAACUAAAACUAAUGUAAAAAUAUUUACUAAAUACAUUAAAAAUUUGGCUUUGGGAAUUUGACUAUCUUAAUAACUAAUAAUUCAGGUAUUACAAUUUGAAUAUUUUUGCCAAUUUAAAUGAAGAAAAAAAUAAAAUUUAUGAAAGUGAAUAUGCAAGUAGCAUAAUCAAAAUACAUUUUCCAGAUUAGUUAGUUUAAGAAUUUUAGGUAUUUAAUAUAAGAGGUAAUACUCACAAUACGGCUUUACACAUUAUAAAAGCUGAAGCUUAUUAUAAAUUUUCAUGA